This is a messenger RNA of Dentiscutata erythropus, 663 nucleotides long. The record is from the annotation of a GenBank genome assembly. NCBI's taxonomy places the organism in Eukaryota, Fungi, Glomeromycota, Glomeromycetes, Diversisporales, Gigasporaceae.
AUGUAUUUAUCAUUGCGAAAGGUAGUUCUGGUUGUCAUACUUUUCGCAUUAUCAUUUUCUUUACAAAUUUCAGCUGAUAGUUUACGGAAAAGAGCUACUCCUAAUAGUACAAGUGGGAACAGUACAAGUGGGGCACCUUCUAAUAGUACAAGUGGGACACCUUCUAAAAUUCCUUUAUCAACGACUAUCUCUCACGGACCAACUAUAACAGGAAUAACAAAUUCAACAGCCCCAAGUGGUAAAAAUGGUACAACGGGAAAUGAUACUUUACCAUACGUUGAUCCAAUGACACCUCCAGUGACUAUUACACUCACCCAUCCCACUCCCGCAAAGAAUCUCUUAUUUAAGAUAGGAACGAAUAUUACUUUUACUUGGAAAUACUCUGCAAAUUUUUCAAUUCCACCAAAAUAUAUAAAUGUUCUCGCUCAACCAUCUGUAAGCUUGGAUCAAUACUUUACAGUUGUUGCUAAUGCUUCUGGGAAUAUUACUUCGGCAAUUUGGGACACAGGGGAACCAUCUUUACCAGUAACUAAAUAUAAAUUAUAUAUAUUUGACGAAAGAGGAAAAGACGCUGGCGCAUUACCUGGUAGACUGUUAUCAUAUACUGGGUUUACUUUCUCUUUAUAUCAACCAAAGGAUCGCGUAGAUAUUUCACGUAAGUAA